ACUUUGCUUUGGCAUACGAAGAAGAGUAUUCUUGUGAAAAUACCUUAUGCAGUCCCAAGGCCGGCGAUUUGCUCAUCGGUCGAGAAAGUGCUUUGCAGGCCUCUUCUACAUGUGGAUUAUAUGACGUACAACCGUACUGCGUAGUAACAGCUGGGGGCAAAAGUCACUGCAAGGAGUGCUAUUCCAGACAAGAGUAUAAUCAAAUAACUAAUCCCAACAGCCAUCGAAUCGAAAAUGUUAUAUCCAGGGUUCCUAGUGAUCCAGACAGAUGGUGGCAGUCGGAGAAUGCGGUGCACAACGUUAGCAUUGUGCUUAAUUUGGAAACACAGUUUCAAUUCAUUUCGACGAUUAUGCGCUUCAAAACAUUCCGGCCAGCAGCUAUGUACCUUGAGCGUUCUGACAACUUUGGACAGACGUGGAAACCCUAUGCCUACUUUUCUAAUAACUGUCCCCGGGACUUCCCCGAUAUCCCGGAAAGACCUCGAAGGACUCUCAAUGAUGUCACUUGCACUAAUGUCUACAGCCAGUUGACACCCUCUGAGGGUGGAGUCGUUGCAUUUAUGGCAGCUCCGAGCGAAAUGCAUGCCAAUCUCCCACUCUACAGUGAAGAACGACAAAACCUUUCAGCUAUAACAAACCUGCGCGUCACAUUUACAAGGCUUAAUACACUCGGUGACAUGGAGCUGGAUGAUUCCACGGCAAUCAAACGGAAGUACUACUACGCGAUGUAUGAGUGGAACGUCUGGGGUCGCUGUUCCUGUUUCGGCCAUGCCACACGUUGUCGACCUAAAUCUCCGCAUGAGCUCGAAAAUAUGGAGAAGGUUUAUGGUGUGUGCGAAUGUACACACAACACGGCCGGUGACAACUGUGAGAGAUGCGCUGACUUCCACCAGGAUAAACCAUGGCGACCGGCUACGCGGGAAUCGGCUAAUGCAUGUGAAAGUAAGUCAGAUAGUAAAUUAACCUUCCAAUGGGAACGUGGACAUGACAUCUUUAUGUGGUUCAAACGCACUUUAGUUCCAGAAAGUUCUUUGAUGAAUUAA
Messenger RNA from Dibothriocephalus latus, 1043 nucleotides. Lineage: Eukaryota; Metazoa; Platyhelminthes; Cestoda; Diphyllobothriidea; Diphyllobothriidae. The record is from the annotation of a GenBank genome assembly.